Molecule: messenger RNA, 541 nt
Organism: Anopheles nili
Lineage: Eukaryota; Metazoa; Arthropoda; Insecta; Diptera; Culicidae
Product: perlucin-like protein
Exons: 3
Coding region: 17-541 (174 amino acids)
Biological process (GO): biological process involved in interspecies interaction between organisms
Cellular component (GO): external side of plasma membrane
Molecular function (GO): carbohydrate binding
Source: RefSeq, a predicted model, not a curated record
CUGUAAAUCAUAUAAAAUGAAAAUCCCAACCAUUGGAUGCAUUUCAUUCCUUCUUCUUUAUUCCGUUACUAUCAGUGAUUGUAACCAAUAUAAAACAGCACUCGAUAUCCUUAAACAAAACCAUUGCAUAUGUCCUUGUGGUAACCCGAAUGGUGGAAAACUCUACUAUGUUCCAAACGAACGGUUAAACUGGUUCGACGCUGUAGCGAGCUGCAACUCGCUGGGUAUGUCGAUCGCCACAAUACAGGAUACAAUUGAAAAUCAAUCACUUCAGCGUUAUCUGGAGCAGUUACGUCCCAAUCUACGAGUGCCGAGAAGGAGCAAAACUCCGUACUGGAUAGGAGCGAACACGCUUUUAUCCGGGGGAGGACUACGAUGGGGUUUGAGCAAAUUGGAGGCCAAAAGACCCGACUGGGAUACGUCCGCAGAAGAUAGCAACACACGAUCGAGUCCUUAUUGCGUUUAUCUGAAAGGCGACACCAUGAAAUGGAUGGCGAAUGCGUGCGACCGUGAGCAGAGGCAAUUUAUUUGCGAAUAUUAG